AUGCCGAUCCCUUGUCCGCCGGGUAGAGGUGCCCUACAAGAAGACCAGAUGUCUUUGUUCAAGCCCCUGUGCAAGUACUGUGCCACUGUUACCAAAGUGCGAGAUAUCGCCCCCACCCUCCGUACAGCUAUGCAGGUUGCGCAGUCUGUCACGCCAGGGCCCUGGUUUGUUGAAUUCCCUAUUGACACCCUGUAUCCAUAUGAGCUGGUUGCCAAGGAGGUAGGAGCCAAGAGCAAGGCAAAGGGGCUCAUGCCAAUGAUUGUCAACUGGUAUCUACAGAACUACGUGGACGACCUGUUUGCAGGAGCCUGGGAGGCAAGGGAAACCACUCCACUGGCUGUAACCAUCCCGCAUGCAUCCAGCUCGCAGAUCCAGAAAUGUAUUGAAAUUGUGUCUCGAGCGAAGAAGCCUGUGAUAUUGCUGGGGUCUCAGUCCACCUUGCCUCCGACACCCAUAGAUAAACUGAGAGAAGCUCUGGAAGCCAUGGGUAUCCCAUGUUUCCUGGGAGGUAUGUCACGGGGCUUAUUGGGACAGAACAGCGACAUACAGAUACGUCAGAGGAGGGGAGAUGCAUUGAAGGAGGCUGAUGUAGUCAUCCUUCAAGGGGCAGUGUGUGACUUCCGUUUGGGCUAUGGUCGUACACUUAGCAGGAAAUCCAAAAUCAUUGCUGUCAAUCGGAACAAGGAGCAACUUCUAAAGAAUUCAGACAUGUUUUGGAAGCCGACAGUAGCAAUCCAGGGCGAUGUAGGAGAGUUCAUUAUGGGACUGGCUGCAGGUCUGAAGGGCUAUAAGUGUGACCCUGAAUGGCUGAACUCCCUAAGGGGCAGGGACCAGGAAAAGGAGGAUGCUAACAGGCAAAAGUGUAGUGAGGUCACAGACCAGCACCUCAACCCUGUGAAAGUUCUGCAUGUUGCAGAGGAAGUGAUGUCAGAUAACACCAUCAUGGUGGCAGAUGGUGGGGACUUCGUUGGGACCGCUUCUUACAUACUCAAACCUCGUGGUCCACUGAGAUGGUUGGACCCAGGGGCAUUUGGUACUCUGGGGGUGGGGGGAGGAUUUGCCCUGGGGGCCAAACUGGUCCGCCCAGACUGUGAUGUGUGGAUAAUCUAUGGAGAUGGGUCCCUUGGCUACAGUGUGGCAGAGUUUGAUACCUUCACUAGACACAAGACACCUGUGAUAGCGUUGGUGGGUAACGAUGCAGGAUGGACCCAGAUUUCCAGAGAGCAGGUGCCCAUGUUUGGCAGCAACGUUGCCUGCCAGCUAGCGUACACAGAGUACGAGACAGUUGCCAUUGGCUAUGGAGGCAAAGGUUUGUGCCUGGAUAGGAAAAAUGAGGACAAGAUGGCAGACGUUCUGAGGGAGGCACUGCGGCAGAGCAGGAGUGGUCACAGUGUCCUCGUGAACGCCUUGAUCGGGAAAACCAACUUCCGGGAGGGCAGUCUAUCAGUUUGAGAGGCAAUGUGUGGACAUAUUUCUGUGCUGAUCAAAGGCUUAUCUGUCAGCAUGUGUCUGUUAUAUAUGACCUGUGCUUGUGUAUGCAAAGCAUUUUGAGUUGUUGUUUUGUUGGGUUUUUUUGUUAUCUAGAAUUUCAUUUUUUUCACAAUUGCAUUUGAAAAUACAUUAAGCACAAUUCUGAGUAAAAUUUUGUUACAUAUAAGUACUUAAGUGUUAUUUAGACUUAAGUGUUAUUUAGGAAAAGUUAAACCACAUAAUUUUCAUUUAGUUUAUAAUAUAUUGAACCUUUACAACUUAAUUGAAAAACAUAUGUAUGAGCGGCUAUUUGAUGCUUUGCAAAAACUGCUCCUGUUGUCAUAUGGUUCUACAUAACAGUGAAUGUUACAGUAAAUGAGAAUGAUGAUCAUGGUUUGAUGAUUGCUUUUGCAAUAGCUGAGAUGUUAAAUGUUCCUUUUUAGUUUAGAUUUUGUAAUGGUGACCAAAAAUAGUUGUAUUCAUAACAUGUUUGUAUUUAUACAUUUUAUUUAAUCAUUAAGUGUACAUGUUUAUUGAUCCACAAAUGAAAUAAUAAACCUGGAAAUCCA
Dreissena polymorpha is the source of this 2039-nucleotide messenger RNA. RefSeq names its product 2-hydroxyacyl-CoA lyase 2-like. Gene Ontology annotation, cellular component: acetolactate synthase complex. Gene Ontology annotation, molecular function: thiamine pyrophosphate binding; acetolactate synthase activity; flavin adenine dinucleotide binding. The record is from RefSeq and is a predicted model, not a curated record. Gene Ontology annotation, biological process: L-valine biosynthetic process. NCBI's taxonomy places the organism in Eukaryota, Metazoa, Mollusca, Bivalvia, Myida, Dreissenidae.